CUUUCAAUUGCUAGUGGUUCCCGUGGAAGCCCCCCAAUUUUCCGCCAGCUCUUCCCCUAUACCCGCCAGCUCCAGCCUUGCUUGCUAAGGAUUUCUGGUUCUUGAUCUUCCUGUGACCCUAGCACUUGGUUAAGCCUUCUAUCCUGCGCGAUUAAGGUAAGUAAAUUAUGAUAAUGCCCUUAAAUUUUCAAGCAUAUUUUAAUUUUUUUUUGAGAUGGUGGCAAGGUUUAAAUGGGUUUAUUUGCAUUUGAGCAUGAUUAAAUGGAAAUUGAACUUUUAUCAUUUUCCUUAUUUUCUAGAAUUGAGCAUGCCCACAUGAGAUUUCUUCGGUUUAUUCUUGAAAUUGAGAACGAUUGUGAAUCGUGAAAUUUUUUUGUAAAUCUUGCUUGGUUUUGUCUCCGAUAUAGUCAUGUUAUUCGUGUGCCCGCUAGUGGAAGGUUUAUAAACGCUAGCACAUGUCGACAUGUUAUUAAUAGAACCGGUUCGCUCGUGUUAUCCUACUAGUGGGAUUAUACACUAGUAAUCGUGUGCUUCCCAAUGGGAGGUUUAUAACACUGGUCAUGGCUAAUAGAGGAGACCACUAUUUAAUUUUAUUCUGCAUUAAUGGUUUGUUAUUGAGACGCUUUGUUUAUGUUUAAACUGUUUAUUUGGCAUGCUUUAAAUUUUGAUUCCGAGCAUCCAUAUUUACUUAUUGAGAUAUUUUAUCUCAUAGUUUUCCUUGUCCGCCAUUUCAGGUAGUGAGACCCAACGCAUGGGGAGUCCGGAGGAGUGACGAGCUAGACGGCUAGGCAUUUUUUUGGACUUAAGUUUUUGUGGUUAGGCCGCUAGUCAGCCAUGCUGACUUAGGAAUUUUUGUGUACAAAACUCCUUUAGUUAUAGAAAUGACUGUAUAGAUGAAGUUAUAAAUCUUUAUACAUUUUGACGAGUAAAUAUUUAGAAAGAAAAAGAAAUUAGAUAUUACCUG
Messenger RNA from Rubroshorea leprosula, 964 nucleotides. Lineage: Eukaryota; Viridiplantae; Streptophyta; Magnoliopsida; Malvales; Dipterocarpaceae. The record is from the annotation of a GenBank genome assembly.